CGAACUACAAAGCACAGCUGUCGCAGACUACGCAUUUUUAACCAGUCCCCCAUUCUACCCGACAAUAAAUAAAUCACAUCCUUACCCUACUGGAACAGCUGUGUCAACGCCUAUUCAUGAAACCGUUUACGCUACAUGUCCGCUCGCGAGUGCAGACUCCACCGUGCAUGCUGUUUGGCUGCCGCUCCGAAACUAGCACCGCGUAUUUUAUUUAACGUGCUGUCGGCCGCUGUCUUUAGGACGGUUUCAAUGAAUCGUUUUUAAACAACAUGGCGACUCGAUUCGUGGCAACAUUAUGAGAGCUCAGCACUACUUUGGCGUGGGUAACAGUUUGUCAGUUAAUGUAAAAAAAGGCUAAAAAAGAGAAAGCGCAACGCAUCUACUUCUGCGUUGCCAUGCGAGACGUCUGUGGUUUUUUGCUAAGCGCGUACCGCUGCCGUAACGGUUUGCUGAACUUCAGAUGACAGGUUGGCGAAACUAAUCACCUGUUGUGCGUGACAGCCGGGGAAGUUGUUUCACUCGUUGUCCUCUGCUGACCUUCGCUGGUGGAUAACGAGAGGUGUGCCGAAGAAGCAGAAGGCACGAGCAACAGGCGGACAGGGAGAGAGCCGUUAAAGGAGUCGCGGUGCCUAAAAAGAAUGUCACCAGGAGUGUCCAGUGAAAGACGACUGGAGAGGCUUCUGACGGAGCUGGACAAAUAAAACGAGAAAAAAAAAAAUGAGCGAAAGCAAUCUUUCUUCUUAUUCACAGGAAGAUAAAGACAGGGAGAAACUCCCACCAAUUCUGACAGCAUCAGCAUCGGGGGGUAUUGACAGGGGAACAAAGUGUCAGUUUUCAAGUUUUAGCAGCUUUAUUUCAACAAUUAAUCAGAAAAGGGAAGCCUCUAACAGUAGGAAUUUCUCAGCACAGCUUUCAUUGACCAGCAGUAAAAAUGUUAGAGAACUGCCACCCAUCUGUCCAGAUGUUCGACAGAAACAGCGUAUUGCUAUUGAUACUUUGCCUCCUGAAAUGAAGGCUCCAAUUCCUCCAGAGCCUAUUCUUCCUUUACGAAACAAAACGGCAAAGGAACUUCUAGAUGACAUAGAAAAAGCCAGACUAACAGGAGACUGGAAAAUUGUCCAUGAUUUUUACUUGACAACAUUUGACUCAUUCCUUGAAUUGAAUGCUGCUUUUAAGAGAGAUCCUAAUGCACCAUUUAAUACAACAGAUGAUUCUGGAAUCAACAGCAAAUUUGUAAAUACCAUCUAUGAUUCCUUGCUCAACACACCACAAGAGGUACAAAAAUCAGUUCUAAAGGGGAUCAUUAACAGCUUAUUAAGGGAAUGGAAAGGACCCCGCACUAAAGAUGACCUCAGAGCUUACUUUAUACUGGUACAGAACCCACAGUACACUGGAAUUUCAACUUAUGUCAUCUUUGCACACUUGCUGAGACAAAUUGCUACAUUGUCUGAAGCAGACCACCAUUUCUUAGUUCACUGGUUUAAAAAGCUUUCUCAGAAGAGGUUCAAGCAACUUAUCGACAGACUUCUUCAGUUUAUAUCACUGCGUCUCUUUCCAGCAAAACCUGAUGAGCUUCCGCCUCUGGCAAAAUGUGCAUGGUGGAUUCCAUCUGCAACCAAGGUCCUUGCUUUGCUUAAUGCUGCCAACAGUCUUUCUAACCCAGCUAUUAUUCCAUACACUGAUUUUUAUAACCUAACAUUGGACCAUAUUGACAUAAUGGAAGAGUACCACAUAUGGCAGUGUUAUGGGAAUUCUCAUAGAUUUUCUUUCUGUCAGUUCCCAUUUAUUUUAUCAAUAGCGACAAAGAAGAUGAUAAUUCAACGAGACUCAGAGCACCAGAUGAUCACAAUUGCAAGACAAAGCCUUGUGGACAAAGUUUCCCGCCGACAAAGACCGGACAUGAAUUUACUAUUCCUCAACAUCAAAGUAAGAAGACCGCAUUUAGUCAGUGAUUCAUUGGAUGAGCUGACUAGAAAAAGAACUGACUUGAAGAAAAAACUAAAAGUGACUUUUGUUGGUGAAGCAGGCUUAGAUAUGGGUGGACUAACAAAGGAGUGGUUUCUGUUGCUUAUAAGGCAGAUUUUUCAUACUGACUAUGGUAUGUUUACUUAUCUUAAAGAUUCGUGUUGCCAUUGGUUUAGCAGUUUGAAAUGUGACAACUAUUCUGAAUUCCGAUUGGUGGGAGCUCUCAUGGGCCUUGCUGUGUACAACAGCAUCACGCUGGAUAUUCAGUUUCCUCCCUGUUGCUACAAGAAGCUCCUGAGUCCUCCUAUAGUGCCUUGUGAUCAAAAUGCUACUGUAGGAGUUGCUGCUCUCUCUCUAGAUGACCUGCAUCAGGUCAUGCCUGAAUUGGCUCAUGGACUUGAAGAGCUCUUAUCAUAUGAAGGAAAUGUAGAAGAUGACUUUUAUUCAACUUUUCAAGUUUAUCAAGAAGAGCUUGGAGUAAUAAAGUCCUACAACCUUAAAGCUGGUGGUGACCGAAUACCAGUAACCAAUCAAAACAGAAAAGAAUAUGUUCAACUAUAUGUUGAUUUUCUCCUGAACAAAUCUGUAUACAAGCAAUUUGCAGCAUUCUAUUAUGGAUUUCAUAGUGUAUGUUCCUCGGAUGCUCUCAUGUUGCUACGUCCAGAAGAGGUAGAAAUCCUGGUGUGUGGCAGUCCCGAACUUGACAUGUACGCUUUACAGAGAGCAACUCAGUAUGAAGGUUACACAAAAACAGAUCUAACUAUUCGCAAUUUCUGGGAUGUGGUAUUAGGAUUUCCACUUGAGCUGCAAAAGAAAUUACUACAUUUUGCAACUGGAAGUGACAGAGUCCCUGUUGGUGGAAUGGUCAAUCUUAACUUCAAAAUUUCAAGAAGUGAAAUUUCAACGGAUUGGUUACCAGUAGCUCAUACCUGUUUUAACCAACUCUGUCUGCCUCCUUACAAGAGUAAGAAAGACCUGAAAGUAAAGUUAACAAUUGCAAUAUCUAACGCUGAAGGAUUUGGUCUUGAGUAGUACAUUCAAAGAAUUUGUAUGGGCCUUUAAAGAAUAUUUAGUUUUUUUGUUAUUGGGGGCAUGUAAAGCUGUUUUCAUUCAGGGUAAUUUUUUUAAAGGCACUUGUUUGAAGAUGUGGUCACUGUUUCUGCCCCAAAUACAAUGACUCACUUUGGCUCUUGUAUUUUCUAUUUUGCUACUGCUUUUGUGUUGAAAUCUGUAGAUUGUGGAAAAUGACAUUUUAACUUUGGUAUAUUUUAAUAUGAAUUGCACUUUAACACCUGAUUGAGACAUAUUAUACUUGUAUUUUUAAAAUGUUCUUCUCCUCUUUUGUUACUGCUUUUAGGCAUACAUGUGUCAUGUCAACUUUAACUUCUACACAUUGAUAUUUUUUCCUGAGAUUGAAUGCUUGAUAUUGAUUGUUUAUUGUUCAGAAGAUUUCUGUUUUCCAUUACUGGGCCUAAGUUUUAGUCUGCAUGUGACACUAUUGCUGUCAGCUAGUUUAUUGACAGAUGUAAAUUUUCAGCCUAGCAAAGUGUAAAAUGUACAGCAAAAUGAUUCAUGAAUAUUACACAGUAUUCAACUCCAUUUUAAGCAACAUUCUCAGGUAGCUUUUUUUCCACAGAAUGCUGGGCAUUUUGAAUUUAUUUAUGCAGUUACUUAUUAGCCAUUUGAACAGCACAUCCUUUAUAAGUAAAUGCAAUUCAAUCAAAUAUAACAUACUUCUGUUAGUAAGGUGGUAUGUAUAUGGCUGACUUCUGAAAAGUUAGUUUUAAGUAAAAAUAAGAUCUUCAGUUUCAAAAUAGAUAGUAUAGAAUAAUGUGUAGAGUGGAUUCAGGCCAUUAUAAAACCGUAGAAAUAAAUAUUUAGAAUUAUAUUCCCAAAAGCACUUCAAGUUUUGGUCAGACAAAUGUGGAAUUCAAGAGAUAUUCACACAUUUUGUUUUAUACAGUACCUUUCAAGGAGCGUCAAAGGUAUAAAUCUGUGUUAAAUUUGUUUACAUUUAUUUUUGUAGGACUGGGACAUUGGUAAGUUUAAAUGACUUCCUUGGCAUUAUUCACCAAUUGCUUGAUUCCUGUGUCAUAAUUUUUUUUUCCCCCUCAGGCAGCAACUUAUUUCAUUUGCAGGAAAAUAUUACUGUCUCUGCAAAGAUUUAAUAUGAUUUUUACUAUAAAAUUGUGAUUAACAUGAUAUUUACAACAUAAUGCACAACAUUUUAGUAAAGAGUAGGCUGUGAAACAAUUGUUUCUAAGAAUCAUGCGUACAGACGACAUAGCUACCAUUAGAGUUCACGUUUGUGUGUAUGUUUGUAAUAAUGCUUAUAGCCAUUACCAUGAGCAUAUAUACAAUGUUAAUAAACUGGAGCCCUAUAGUUUUUUGUCUGUAAUAAGUUAGAAAUUUAAAGAAUUAAUUAAAACCUUAAAUUAAAAAAAGUACAAUUUUGUAAUGAUCCUGUAAGUUUAAAUUUUGAUUAACUUUGUAAUUUGCUAAUAUAUAUUUGCCUUUUAAAUGUUUUCCAUUGAAAUAUAUUUUAAUUGUAUGAGUUUAGGUUAUAAAAUCUGAAAUAUUUUAACCUCUUUUGUAUAUUUUGAUUUAAAUGCAGUAUAUAGCAGAAUGUAUGUGUAUAUGUUGCUAUAUUAAGUAUAGCUAUCGUUUUGUCAUGCAGUUAGCACUUUAGAAAAGCACAUCAGGAAUGGGGUUAUAAUUUUGUGUUAGGCACUGAUGUCCUGAUAUGUACAGUUUUCCUAUUUAUAGUUGAAUUUUAUUUCUGUAUUAGAGCUGUGUAUGGCAUCAUUGUUUUAUGAAUUACAGUAAGUUUCAUCUGGGAACUCAUACAAAUGUAAUUAACGUAUUAAAGUAAAAUGUUUUUCAACA
Messenger RNA from Erpetoichthys calabaricus (reedfish), 4851 nucleotides. RefSeq names its product HECT domain containing 2 (gene hectd2). Lineage: Eukaryota; Metazoa; Chordata; Cladistia; Polypteriformes; Polypteridae. The transcript has 21 exons. Gene Ontology annotation, biological process: protein polyubiquitination. Bases 718 to 2997 code for a protein of 759 amino acids. The record is from RefSeq and is a predicted model, not a curated record. Gene Ontology annotation, molecular function: ubiquitin protein ligase activity.